AUGAUCGAUUCAACUCCUAUACCUAAGUUCUUUUAGUAAGAAUUUGAAUGUUCCUUGUGCUUGACUUUCUUAACUAAUCCAAUAACUAUACCUUGUGGACAUACAUUUUGUAAAGAAUGUAUCACUAAUGCAGUUAAAUAGAUUCCACGUUGUCCAACAUGCAGGUUUAAAAAUUUAUUUAAUUUUAGAGGUACCAUCACUAUAGAGAUUAAGAAUUUGAAAGAAAAUUUACUUAUUAAGUCUACAGUUAAUGAGUUGAAAAGGCAUUUGAAUAUCACUUCUAAUCCUGAAAAAUAAUAAUUUCAAGAUAAAUAGGGAAUUAAUAACUAACCUGAAAAAUUAAUUAUUCUUUAUACAACAGAAGUUAUUACACCAUAUUAAUAUUAAAGAAUUAUUUUAGAGAAGGAGUAAUUAAAGAGUUUUCUAAAAAAUCAAGAAUUAAUGAAAUAGAUAUUUGCUAAUAUUAAAAAAUUUGUUAUUGCUUUAAAAUCUAAAAACAAUUAAGAUGUAAGGUAUUCAUUUAUAAAUAGAUUGGAUAUUUGGCGUAAUUGCAAUUGGUUUAAAUUAUCAAAGGUUAGAUAACUGCUUAAAUAUUGACAGAAGAUAUUGUCGAAUUAUCUAAUAAAGAGCCAACAGAAUUUUAAUUAAAUAAUGAAGAGUAAACUAAGUAUAUUCUGCCUAUUGCUACUGCCAAAAUUCUUGAAGAAGACUAUAUAGAUUUAAAAGACAACGAUACUUUUUAUCAAAUCUCAACAUUAAUUUAAUAAAUUAAAGAUGUUUUAAACCCAUUCAUAUUAUAAAUAAGUGAUACAUAAAGCGAAUUAUCCAAAUAUUUACAUCAAAGUGGAUUAUUUAUGUAUUUAAGUCUAGAGGUUGAAAAAGAUUGGAAAUCAUUAAAAAGGUUAUCCUUUUUACUACCUAGUCUAUUGAAUAUUGAUAGAACUUAAAAAAAUAAUAUUCUAUCUCAAAAUAAUUGUAUUUAAAGAUUAAUUUUGAUUAACAAAAGUAUUCAAAAAUUUAAAAAGACUUCCAACCCUAUGAUUGUUUUUACAAUGAAUAGAAGAUCAUUAUAAAAAAGCCUAUUUUUUUAAUUUUGGUUAAUAAUAAUUCCAUUAUUGUUUGCAUACUUAUUAAUAAAGUUUUGA
Paramecium pentaurelia is the source of this 1145-nucleotide messenger RNA. The record is from the annotation of a GenBank genome assembly. Lineage: Eukaryota; Ciliophora; Oligohymenophorea; Peniculida; Parameciidae.